Molecule: messenger RNA, 1755 nt
Organism: Aureobasidium melanogenum CBS 110374
Lineage: Eukaryota; Fungi; Ascomycota; Dothideomycetes; Dothideales; Saccotheciaceae
Product: heterokaryon incompatibility Het-C
Exons: 4
Source: RefSeq, a predicted model, not a curated record
CUAUUGUUCCUAUGCUUGGUAGCAGUCUUGCUCUUCGCAACUCCUACCCAUGCCUUUGGCGCUGGCAACAUUGCUUCAAUCUCCAAGAUCGAAGGCAAGAACUGGCGCCAUGGUGACAUUGAAGACAUGCUCAAGACUGUUGACUGCCUAAAGAAGCACAAAUGGACUUCAAUGAUGAUCAAGCGUGUCUACUUUGGAAACUGGCUUCGUGACUACAGUCAAGCUGUUGACGUGGGCACUUUGAAAGGUGUUCCUGCAAGCACUAUUCGUAUCCUGGUCUGGGUCCUGGCUUUCAUGAGCUUUGGCUAUGCUACUGGAGAGUUCGAGGUCACCGAUGAACGCCUUGGUGUCUACCGCCCUGAGGAACACAUUGAUAAUCCUAGAAACUACGCAGACGAUAUUGACGCGAGACAGUAUGAUCAACGUCUUCGUGGUCCUGUACAACCGGAGGAGCUCGCGAUUGACCCCGACACUGGAAUGAAGAACUACAUCGCCAACGAGCGUGGUGGCUGGGCCACUUCCUCAGGCUAUGUCAGAUAUAGCUUAAAGCGAGCCAUUCACUUUGGACGCAUGUAUACUCACGGCGCAAAUAAGGGUGACGAGAAAGACCUGUGCGAAGCACUCCGCUGUCUUGGUCAAGCUCUUCAUUGUAUGGAGGACUUCGGUGCUCACACCAAUUAUACUGAGCUGGCUCUUCGUGAGCUUGGUCACAACAGCGUGUUUCCUCAUGUCGGUGUGAAUACUGAGAUCAAUCUCCGUGGCAAGCGUGUCUUCCCUUUGGUCACUGGAACUUUCGGUGGUGUCGAUUUCAUGCACUCCGUCCUUGGAGAAGCUACCGAUCAUGUCACCCAGAGCGAAGUUGAUGAGAUGCAAAGUGCUCUGAACAACGCUUCGGCGGAGGGAAAGCGCUCCGGAUCCGGUCUAGCAGGAGAGGUGUCUGGCCUUGUCAGCUUGUUGUCAAAAGUGCCAGGUACAAGUUCUCUCUGCCAAGAAGCUGUUCGUCUGCAGGCUGAGUCGGACCAAUAUGCUGCUCAGAAUGCUGGUGCAGGUGCUCGUGGCUUCGAUGACGGUGGCUACAGUCAAGACCGUGCAUGGAAUCCAGUCGCGUCUGCCAACGGCGCUGCUGAUCCCCAGGCAAUCGUCGCAAAGAUCUACCCAAUUCUCGUCUUCCGCGACAAUGUUGUUCGUAGCAUCAGCAAUAUCGUCUCCAAGAUCCCUGGUCUCGAAAGUCUCAUUGAGAAGAUUACCGAGAAGGUCACGUUGACAGUCAUGGGUCUCCUUGCACCUUACAUCACCCCUCUGAUCGCUGCCGCUUCCAACAGUCUCAAGCAAGGCAGCACCAGUGUGGUCGAGGCCAGUGGUAAGCAUCAAUAUGAGGUUUGGACUGAUCCCUUCAGCACCGACCCUACCCAUUCUUUACUUUCGAAGGACCAUUUCAGCAACAUUCUGAACGAGCCCGCUGGUAAAGUGGCUGCUUGUAUCCUACAAUACGUGGCACCUCGUGUCAUCUAUGCUUUCGACCAUCCAGAUGUGCCUGAGGACGAGGUACUCAACGAUGUCCUUCGUGCCUUCCACCAUCCUGCGAUCCGUGAUCCUCACUGCGAGAUUCAGAAGAACAUGUUCGCUGUCGUCGAAAACUGGGCUCGUUCGCGUCCAGACGGUGGUCGGGAUCUAGACAGAGUCCUUAGCUCUGAGAGUGUCAAGGCUGGACACAACCACACAGGCGGCGCAAAUCCUCAUCUCUCGUCCCACGGU